This is a messenger RNA of Quercus robur (English oak), 1878 nucleotides long. RefSeq lists its product as uncharacterized. Gene Ontology annotation, molecular function: DNA binding. The transcript is spliced from 4 exons. The coding region runs from base 1 to 1878 and encodes 625 amino acids. The record is from RefSeq and is a predicted model, not a curated record. Lineage: Eukaryota; Viridiplantae; Streptophyta; Magnoliopsida; Fagales; Fagaceae.
AUGACCAAGGGAAUUACCCUACUCUCCAAUCUCAAUAUCUCCGCCUCACCCAAGCUCACAGCCUCUCUUCCUCACCGCUCACAGCCUCUCUGCCUCGCCGCUCAGAGCUCGCCCUCUCCGCCUCACUCUCUCCGCCUCACUGCCUCGCCAGUCGCCGCUCGCCCUCUCCGCCUCACUGUCUCUGUACCUCGCCUCACACUCUGCCUCGCCUUCUCUGCCUCGCCCUCUCCGCCUCACUCUCUCUACCUCUGUAACUCGCCGCUCACACUCUCUAGUCUCUUCCUCUCUGCCUCGCCCUCUCCGCCUCAAACAUUUUUCUUCCUCUCCGCCUCACUCAAGCUCACGGGUUUGAAUCUGAAAUUGUUGAGUGAAAUGGAAUCUGCCUCUGUGCCAUCUAAUGAACGUGCUUCUACAACCGGGUCUAAUGCUAAUUCUUCAUCUGUGAGGGCAAAAUGUGAUCCUGCAUGGGAUCAUGUAACUGAAGAGUUGAAAAACGGAAUAAGUAGUUAUAGAUGUAUACAUUGUGGGAAAACUUAUAAAGGAGGGGGCAUUAAUCGAAUGAAAAGGCAUCUAGCUGGAAUUAAAGGUGAUGUGGCUCCAUGUAUGGGUGUACCUUAUGAUGUUAGGUUCCAAAUGGUUGAGAAUUUGAAGGAAAUUUCAAAAUCUAAAGAACAAACCAAAAAGGAUCAAGAAGCAUCUAAUUAUUCGCCAUUAGAGGAUUCACCAGAAUUUGAAGAUGUCCAAGAAAUUACUCCUAGAGGUAGGGGGUUAGGUAGGGGAAAUAGAAGUAGUCCUAGUAAUUUUCCACCAAGAUCCAAUCUUGGCAAGAGAAAGGUUGGUGACAUUGAUAAUUACUUCGCUCCUAGGACAACACCGGGAGCUCAACCUUCUAUUAAAAGUGUGCUUGCUGGCAAAGAAAAGAAGCGGAGGGUUGAUAUGGCUGUAGCUAGAUGGAUGUAUGAUGCUUGCAUUCCAAUUAAUGCUGUGAAUUCUAGUUAUUAUCAACCUAUGCUCAAUGCUGUAGCUUCUUAUGGUCCUGGAUAUAGAGGUCCAAAUUAUCAUGCCCUUCAAGUGCCUUUGUUGAGAGAAGCAAAAAGAGAAGUUCAAUUGAUUGUUGAUUCUCAUCGUUCAUAUUGGGCUGAUACUGGUUGUACAAUAAUGGCUGAUGGGUGGACUGAUACUAGGCAUAGAACAUUGAUUAAUAUUCUUGUCUAUUGUCCUAAAGGUAUUAUUUUUAUACGUUCUAUUGAUGCUUCUGACUUGGUUAAGGAUGCUAUUACUCUAAGUAACUUGUUUGAUGAAAUUGUUAAUUGGGUCGGUCCUGCAAAUAUAGUACAUUUGGUCACUGACAAUGCUGCAAAUUAUGUAGCUGCUGGAAGAAUUUUGUGUGGAAAAUAUAGGAACAUUAGUUGGUCACCUUGUGCAGCACAUUGCCUAAACCUAAUUUUUAAAGAGAUUGGGAAGAUGGAUCAUGUAGCUAAACUUGCAAAGCGUGCAUCCAAGAUCACUGUGUUCAUCUAUAACCAUGUGGCUUUGCAAGCUUGGUUGAGGACUAGAAAAAAUUGGACAGAAAUUGUGCGUCCAGGGCCAACUAGGUUUGCUACUACUUUCAUUGCUUUAGGGAGUCUUAAGGAACAUAAGCAUGACUUACAAGCAUUGGUGACUAGCAAAUUUUAUGUUGAAUCAAAAUAUGCAAAAGAUAAGAAAGCAAAGGCAGUGGUGAAAAUCAUUCUUGAUAAUCAAUUUUGGAAUGAUUGUCAUGUAAUUGUGCAUAUUAUGUCACCAUUGAUUCGUUUAUUACGCAUUGUUGAUUCUGAUGAAAAACCAGCUAUGGGUUAUGUAUAUGAUGAUAUAUUCAUGCUGCUGCUUAUUGGUUGA